AUGUUAGCCUUCCUCGCUGACAACUGGAUCCCGAUCCUCCUCCUGAUCCUCACAUACAAGAACCUCCCCUUCGUGUGGCUUAUCCGUUUCCUCCGCACCCUGACCACCCGCAUCCUCAUCUCGCCAAUCCGCAACCACCACCUCCACCCAACCCACCUCUUCCUCCCCGCCAUCCACCGCACCCGCUCCCCAGCCUCCGAAUGCGACUACAACAUCCACAAGUCCAACUCAACAUACUUCACGGACCUAGAUAUCUCACGCGGAAACCUCAAUCUGCUGCUUUUCAGCCAAGGAUUGUCGUUUCGUCCCUCGCGGCGCCACGCCGUCAUGAUUUUAAGUGGCGUGCAGUGCGUGUUUCGGCGCGAGAUUAAGCCGUAUCAGGGGUAUGAGGUUUGGUCCAGGGUUAUGAGCUGGGAUGAGAAAUGGGUGUAUAUUGUUUCGCAUUUUGUGGAGAGGGGGGUGUUUAGGGUUGGUGGGAGGGUUUUGCAACGGACUUUUUCUUCUACUUCUUCUAUGACUACACCUUCAUCCGCACCGAAAUCUAGAUCUGUGGGGGAAUGUGAAAGAGAUGAGAUUGGAGGCAAGGAAGACGCACAGAAAAAAGUCUUCGCGUCUGCGGUCUCGAGAUACGUUUUCAAGCAGGCUAGGAGGACGUUUCCGCCGCGGGAGAUGCUGGUCAAGUGUGGGCUUUUACCGAAUUCUGGGGAUUUAGAAGAAGACGAGGGCAUGGAAGAGAUGUUGAAGGGGAUCGAACAGCGCCGAAAGAGAGAUUUGGAGGCGGCGCAGUUGAAGAUGGGCUGGGAUGCGGUGCAUAAUUCGUUUGAUCCGGACGUGAGUCGCGUUUUGGGGAGGUAUACGGAUCUGUUGUGGCGGUGA
This is a messenger RNA of Aspergillus melleus, 876 nucleotides long. Its product is annotated as acyl-CoA thioesterase. The record is from RefSeq and is a predicted model, not a curated record. The coding region runs from base 1 to 876 and encodes 291 amino acids. The transcript has 2 exons. NCBI's taxonomy places the organism in Eukaryota, Fungi, Ascomycota, Eurotiomycetes, Eurotiales, Aspergillaceae.